GAUCUAAACAGACAUUCCCAAGCAACCAUCCCGCUCAAAGUACACUUCUCAUCUUUUUUCGACUUCUGAGUCCCAUAUCCAUCCAUCUACCUAUUCCACAAUGAAGGUCUACAGGGGCAAGCUCAACUGGUUGAUUUACGCCGUCAACGAGACCUGCACUUUCGUGUUCCCCAAGGGCUUCGCUGUCGGGGAUCCGGUGUACACGGCCUAUCAAUGGACCGAGAAUUCGUCCGGCGCUAAGAAGGUCAACAACUUCGUCGAAGGAUAUGUCAACAUGGAUUUCGUCGUCGACGGCAAGCGAACCAUCCGGUUCCAUGAAGAGAACUACUACCAUUUCGACGCUACGAUCAGCAGCGACGAAAAGUCCAUCGUGGUGACGAUGCGGAACGAUCCCCACGGCACCGUCGAGAAACCGACUACCCUUGAUUUGGCUAUGACCUCCGACACAUCAGCCCUUGUUCUCUAUAUGGGAAAGUACACCGAGCAUCCGUUCGCCGACAACGAGAUGAUCAUAGUCAUCGGCUCCCCGAAUUUCUCCUACGGAAACUCCAUCGGCGUGUUUUGGCAAUGGACGAAGGAACAAAAUGGCAAUGAGAAGGUCCCGCAGAACUACACCGGAACCGUCACCGACUUCCAGCAAAAUAGCUCGGGAAUCAAACUCGAGUUCAACAAGGCCAGCAACUACUACAGCUUCUCCAUGAAUGUGGACAACUCGCUCAAGAACAUGAAGCUCAGAGUCGCAAGCCACCCCUCUCUGCUCCCCAACCAGCAGGACAACGCUCUGACCUUGCAGAAGAGCACGGAGUAAGGAGCUAUUUGGUUGAAAGGGGGGCCGGCGGCGACUUCUCCGCUCCGCCUAUUUUCCCCAUCUCAUGCAUCUUUCUCCUUGGCCUGAUGCGUGUUUUUUUUUUUUUUAAUGUUCUGUUGGAUAUGGGCUGAAGAAGUUUGGGUGCUUUUGCUUUGGUCACGAUCCAAGGCUUUUCGGGUGCGGGUAUGAUAGGGCGGCGGCGUCGUUAGGUGGUGAUUAGAGGAGGGUGUUCCUGCUCGAGGAAGGGAACGAUAGCAUCAAUACUACCUUUUAACCACGACGAUAACUGCUGUGCAUGUGUAGUGAAUAAAGCUGUAAACAGGAUCCUCACUGUAUUGCGACUCGAU
Marchantia polymorpha subsp. ruderalis is the source of this 1155-nucleotide messenger RNA. NCBI's taxonomy places the organism in Eukaryota, Viridiplantae, Streptophyta, Marchantiopsida, Marchantiales, Marchantiaceae. The record is from the annotation of a GenBank genome assembly.